This is a messenger RNA of Phytomonas sp. EM1, 433 nucleotides long. The record is from the annotation of a GenBank genome assembly. Lineage: Eukaryota; Euglenozoa; Kinetoplastea; Trypanosomatida; Trypanosomatidae.
GUUUUCAUUGUCAUAUUUUCUUUUGACCGUGACAAUCGUCCUAUCUACUUUCAUUUUGGAAGUAGCUUAAAUGUUAAGCAGCCUUCUUGGAUUUAAUUUAUGGCAAAAAAAAUGGCCUCUUUUGUCUGAUGAGGAAAUAUGCAAACACAACAAUCGCAUGUCUUUAUGGAUAGUUUCGGGGAAUUCAGUAUACGAUGUGACAUCCUUCCUGAAUUCGCACCCUGGGGGGGACGCCAUAUUGCUUCGCUGUGGUGGCGGAAGCAAAAAUUGUGCGGAGGAUUUUGCACUACAUAGUCAGUUUGGACAGAGGCAGUGGGAGCGACUAAAGAUUGGAGAAAUAUCAGAGGCUAGCACCACAAAAAAAUCAAUCUUCUACGGAAAAGAAUAUUCAGCAACUGAUCCUGAAGAGGAAGAAGAAGCAGCGUUGUGUUAG